Vigna angularis (adzuki bean) is the source of this 770-nucleotide messenger RNA. RefSeq names its product two-component response regulator ARR12. The record is from RefSeq and is a predicted model, not a curated record. Gene Ontology annotation, molecular function: DNA-binding transcription factor activity; DNA binding. Bases 21 to 770 code for a protein of 249 amino acids. The transcript has 4 exons. NCBI's taxonomy places the organism in Eukaryota, Viridiplantae, Streptophyta, Magnoliopsida, Fabales, Fabaceae. Gene Ontology annotation, biological process: cytokinin-activated signaling pathway; phosphorelay signal transduction system.
CUGUGGUAGAGAAUCAUAGAAUGGAUGAUUUCAGAAAUGAGUUUCACAAAGGAUUGCAUGUUCUUGCUGUUGACGAUGACUCAACCUGUCUCAAGAUUCUGGAGACUAUGCUACAAAAGCACAAAUACCAUGUAACAGCCACUAAAAAUGCACAAACGGCAUUGAAUCUGUUGAGAGGAAACAAAAACGGGUUUGACCUUGUUAUCAGCGACGUGCAAAUGCCAGACAUGGAUGGAUUUAAGUUGCUUGAGCUUGUGGGGCUUGAGAUGGACCUACCUGUCAUAAUGAUGUCGGUAGAUGAUGAUUUUAAGAUGGUGAUGAAGGGAAUUAAACAUGGAGCUUGUGAUUAUCUUCUGAAACCUGUGAGACUUAAGGAUGUAAAGAAUAUUUGGCAGCAUGUUGCCAGAAGGAGGAAGAUGGGUUCAAAGGAGCAGAAUAGAAGCAGUAACCAAGAGAAAGCUAAUACUGACAGCAAUGAAAGAGGUUCAGUAGCAACAGGAAAUUCAGAUCAAAAUGUAAAGUCUUCCCGAAAGAGGAGGGAUGAGGAUGACUAUGAUAAUGAGGACCAAGAGAAUGACCAUGACAAUGAGGACUCAUCAUGUCAUAAGAAAGCUCGAGUUGUUUGGAAUGCAGAACUGCACCACAAGUUUGUUUCUGCUGUCAAUCAAUUAGGCUUUGAAAAAGCUGUACCUAAAAAGAUUCUUGACUUGAUGAAUGUUGAAAAGCUUACAAGGGAGAAUGUGGCCAGCCACCUUCAGGCAUUUUUGUGA